Messenger RNA from Bombyx mandarina (wild silkworm), 489 nucleotides. RefSeq lists its product as uncharacterized. The record is from RefSeq and is a predicted model, not a curated record. NCBI's taxonomy places the organism in Eukaryota, Metazoa, Arthropoda, Insecta, Lepidoptera, Bombycidae.
AUGUGGUUAGAUCGUAUCGCACCAAAUAAAUUUUUAUGCCGUUUCGAACUAAGAACCGGUUCAUUAUUUUAUGGCAUAUUAUUGACAAGUGCAAUGGUGAUUUGCACAAUAACCAUGAUCGUGGAUACGGUGAACUUGCUCAAGAACACGGAGUGCUCGAAGACCGUCACAAGCUACAGGAUCACCGCAGGAGUGUACUGUUUGUUCAUGUUGUGUGUCCAUUUGUGGCUGAUAUGGGGCGUUAAAAAGGAGAAAGCCUCAGUGUUCCUAGGCUGGACGGUAUUGACGGCCAUGUGGCUGGCCCAAGUUUGCUGUCUGCUUCUCGUACAGAUCUGUUUGAAUGUCAACGACGGUGCUGCUUUGGCGUGGCUAAUAGUCGCUGCGGUAGUUCUAGUGAUACCAUUUUACGGGAUACUAGUCGUCCACGGGUACAGACUGGAAGUAAUACGUGACAAGAAAACACAAAGACACGAAACGGAAACGAUCUGA